UGAUGGAGAGUACACUGCUCCUGCUGCGCUGCCGGUGACGGUGCUGGAGAAACCGUUUGCCUUCAGGAUAACUCCUGACACGGACAAGAACACUGCUAAGAUUAAUGUCAGUGGUGGCGACUUCGAGUGGCGCAGAGAGCCGUACACGGUGUGCGCUGUGCCGCAGAGUGACACUUGUGAUUCCGUGUCUGCCCGGCUUUUUAUGUGUGAGAAGAGUGGGUCCCCAAAUUCAUCAUUUGUGUUUCUGGAUCUCGCCAGCAGGGGAAUGCCUGUCAAGGAUGUGAAGUUCUGCUUCAUCGCAGCCAACAUGACAAUUGGAGGACGCACCUACACGCAUAUGCAGGGUGUGUCAGAGGAUGUGUGGGAGGAUGUGUGGGAGGAUGAUGGUGAGUCGACCACAGGAAUGUCUGGUGGAGUCAUCGCCGGGAUUGUCAUUGCGGGCAUCGCUUUGUUGAGUGUUCUGGUUGCCGCUGUGCUGUAUGUGUUGCAUCAGCGAGGGAAGAACAGAAGAGAGCCACCAGACUCUGGCACACCACCCUCGCCGACGGUGCCACACCCUGAACAGAAGAAAUCAAAUCC
This is a messenger RNA of Trypanosoma grayi, 579 nucleotides long. RefSeq lists its product as hypothetical. NCBI's taxonomy places the organism in Eukaryota, Euglenozoa, Kinetoplastea, Trypanosomatida, Trypanosomatidae. The record is from RefSeq and is a predicted model, not a curated record. The annotation marks the transcript as partial. The transcript has a single exon.